This is a messenger RNA of Echinococcus granulosus, 1671 nucleotides long. RefSeq names its product Sodium-dependent phosphate transporter 2. Gene Ontology annotation, molecular function: phosphate transmembrane transporter activity. NCBI's taxonomy places the organism in Eukaryota, Metazoa, Platyhelminthes, Cestoda, Cyclophyllidea, Taeniidae. The transcript is spliced from 11 exons. Gene Ontology annotation, cellular component: membrane. Gene Ontology annotation, biological process: phosphate ion transmembrane transport. The record is from RefSeq and is a predicted model, not a curated record. The coding region runs from base 1 to 1671 and encodes 556 amino acids.
AUGCUAGAGCCAGAAUUUAUCAUUUUUAAUGAGUACCCAAAAGGUACGUUAAAAUAUGCAUCAACUCUUGUUCGUUUAUGCGUUGAAAAGACAUGUCAAAUGGAUCAUAUUGUUUACAAGAGUAGUUCUAAGCAACAAACACUAGGCAGCCAAACAGUAAACAUCCUAAAAAUACAUACAAUAACUGUCGAUGUCGCGCAAAACUCCGUAAACCAGCAGUUUUAUGGAAGAGUAUUCCGCGUAAUUGCAGCGCUUAAGGACAAUAUAACUAAUUCUGAUGCAGUAAAACAAUGUCCACAAGAGGCACGUAGAUUAAUUGUAUCAAAUGUUGCUAACAAAAUCCUAAAAGAACACUUACCAGUUAAUGCCUAUCUUGAGAAACAAGAGGUUGAGGUAACUGUCAGAGUGAUGCAGUUAUUCCCGCAUUUUUCACCAUUGCUUAAUAUCACCAGUCUCUUUAUUAGUCAGAUUGAACAACGUAAGUGUAAUACUAUAGUGGUUUGUCCCUCGGUUCUGGCAGUAAUGCUAGUUGAAACAGAGCUUCUUUUAGUGAUCGUGGGUUUCAUGGUAGCUUUUAUGCUUGCUUUCGGUCUUGGUGCGAAUGAUGUAGCAAACUCGUUCGGCACCAGUGUUGGCUCCAAAGUGUUAACCCUCCAAUUGGCGUGUAUUUUGGCAACGAUUUGUGAAAUUUUCGGCUCUGUACUCCUUGGCGGACAUGUGUCGGCAACAGUUCGUGGUGGUAUUAUUGAUCUCACACGUUUUAACGGGACCGAAGAUGGUCCGAUGCGAUUGAUGCAAGGUCAGGUGUCUUCUCUUUGUGGCGCGUGCUUGUGGAUGCUGUUUGCAACUUUUCUCAAAAUUCCUGUUUCCGCCACUCACAGUAUCGUUGGUGCAACUGCAGGUUUUGGUCUUGUGCUUUUUGGUUUUCAAGGUGUGCAAUGGAUGGGGAUACUUAAAAUAGGUAGUAUUCUGCACUUUAAACCAAUUAUUGUGAUAUUUAUCCCACUUUAUUUUGGUCUUGUCUCGAGUUGUUUAUUCCUCAUUAUCAAAUAUGUCGUUUUGGUGAAGGUAAGUGAAGCUGAUUAUCGCUUGUAUGCAACUAUUGCUAAUAAACAAUCUGAAAUUUGUUUUAACAUCUUCCAGGAACAAUCCCUUGAGCCGGCUUUGAAUACGCUUCCAUUCCUCUACGGUGUAACUGUAAUAAUAAAUGUGUUCUCGGUUUUAUAUGGUGGUCUUCACCGUAAGUUUAUCUUGACAGCUAAUCCCACUAUUUCCCCUUAUUUAUGUGUGCAAAUUGGUUCUUUAGUUUUGAAUCUUCCUGAGAUCCCCUUAUGGCUGACUCUAGUUUGUUCUCCAACUGGUCAAGUCUACGAUAGACCGGAGGAGGCUCAGGUGUUCGCUUUUGCACAAAUCCUUACAGCGACGUUCGGCUCAUUCGUUCAUGGUGGAAAUGAUGUCAGCAAUGCUAUCGGACCGGUGAUUGGGCUUUGGAUUGUCUCUACGACUGGAAAUGUGUUGAUGACUGCCAAACCUGCCGUUUGGAUCCUCUUCUAUGGUGGUGUUGGUAUCUCCGUUGGCUUGUGGAUUUGGGGUCGAAAAGUUAUGGAAACUAUCGGUACCGAUCUGACUGUCAUUACGCCUUCUAGAGAAGCAUUAGAUAUGAAAUAUUAG